GGUGCAAAUGCACAGCUGAUCUAAAAUUAGACGGCGAAAUGCUAUUUUGAGGUUAAGUGAGCAUUCCUAUUUUCGUGUUUGAUGUUGACUUUUUGUUAUCUUGUCAAUACUGUCUCUCAGUGUCUUGUGCUUCGCAAUGAAGAAAGAUAAAAACAAAAUAAAACCCGGAGAAGUAUUGUUAGUGGCUGAACCGUUUGUUGCUACGCUAAGUUCAAAGUUUAGGACUGAAAGAUGUGACUACUGUUUUCAACCGAGCAACCUGCUGAAGUGCUCGGCUUGUCAGUAUGUUUAUUAUUGUAAUAAUGACUGCCAGAGGCAUGCAUGGAAGGAGCAUAAAGGGGAAUGCAAAAAUCUGAAGAAAAUUCAACCCAGAGUAGUUCCGGAUGCGGCAAGAACUAUGGCAAAACUAAUUAUAAAAUUAAAUAGUGCUAGUGGAUCAAUGGAAAAAGGAUACUACUCAAAAUCCUGUUUCAGAAUGUUCAAAGACUUGAUGUCUCAUUACACAGAUGUUAAGAAAGAUAAGAUAAGAAUGGAGCAUUUCGCCUCACUGUGUGCCGUUCUCAAUGACUUUCUUGGUCCAGAAAUACUACCAAAUCCAGUUGGAAUGCUUGGAAUUUAUGGAAGGUUAUGUGUGAACGGUUUCAAUAUUUGCGAUCCGGACAUGACGUCGAUUGGAGUGGGCGUGUACCUGGCUCCAACCAUAAUCGACCAUAGCUGUGACCCAAACGCUGUGGCCGUAUUCGAACAGCGCACCAUCUACAUUCGUGCUAUCAAAGAAAUAGCUGCUCCUCUUGACUGGAAUAAGGUGUUCAUAUCGUACAUAGAUCUAAUGAGCGAUCCCAGUGAGAGACAACAGGAGCUGCUAUCUACCUAUUAUUUUUUGUGUCAAUGCAACCGUUGCACCAACGAGCAUGAACGAUCUCUCAUGAAGUCCAUGCUCUGUCCGAACUCAGAGUGUGGAGAACCCAUCUUCGUCGACGAUGUCAAGGAUGGUGAAGAUAAUGCGGUUGAUUUAUCUUGUUCAAAAUGCGAAGCCAUUGUCAAGGACGAAACGUUCAAAGAAUUCAAAGAAGUGUCUGACUUCACAGACAUGCAUCUGAAGACGAUGAAAGAUGUAGCUUAUUUGGAUGUUUGUAAUUUAUGUCUGAGAAAACAGGAAGGUCUCUUCCACCCAAUGAACAUUCAACACUUGAAGACUUUGGAUGCAGCCUAUCAGAGCGCUAUUCAAAUGAAUCAGUUUGAUACUGCUCUGCGAUAUGGCAAACAACUCAUACCAGGUUUCAGGGAAUAUUUCGGACAAUACCAUCCAUCCUACGCAAUACUGCUCUUGAUGUUGGCCAAAAUCCUGGUUUACGUUGAGAACUUCAAAGACGCAGCAACUUACCUCAAGGAGUCUGAGAAAAUAAUCGAGAUCACCCACGGAAAACAGCACAGUCUUUACAGGCAUGACUUUCUUCCUUUGCUAUUCCAGACUCAGGCUGCUCUGGGUAAAAUAUAACUUCAGAUGCCAUCCAUUUUUAAAACUUUUUAUGUGUUCACUACUUAUAAAUACGAAAUUUCCAGUGACAUUUCAUCAUUGGCACAUGCCUAGAAUGCGUUUGAUGUUUUGGAUUGAGUAGCGGUUUCAACUAUGUUCCUUUUGUAAAUUCAUCGUGAAACAAACGUUUCUGAAUUAAAUUUGUCGCUCAUCUGGUGCAAUAUUGUAAACGAUUACUUGUUAUAGUGUGUUUUUUGUAAUGUAAGAUAUAAUUAAUUAUCGAGUUAUGUGCUUA
This is a messenger RNA of Nilaparvata lugens (brown planthopper), 1772 nucleotides long. RefSeq names its product histone-lysine N-methyltransferase SMYD3 (gene Smyd3). Lineage: Eukaryota; Metazoa; Arthropoda; Insecta; Hemiptera; Delphacidae. The record is from RefSeq and is a predicted model, not a curated record. The transcript is spliced from 9 exons. Gene Ontology annotation, cellular component: nucleus. The coding region runs from base 137 to 1498 and encodes 453 amino acids. Gene Ontology annotation, molecular function: protein binding.